UCGCUCUGGAUAAGAGCGUCAGCCAAAUGCCAUAAAUGUAAAUAUUAUUAUUAUUUGGUAUUGAUACUACACAAAUCAAAAUUCCUGCUUUGUGACGACCCUAUUUUGGGGAUACAAGAUUUUGUUAUGACAGUAGUGACUGGGAGAAUAUCACAGAUAUCAAUAUUUUUUAAUAUCGCUCAGCACUAGGCAGAACUGUGGCUGGUUAAAGUGUUGGAAGAGAAUGACCUGAGGAGCCAGGAGGUGUUUUUUAAGUGAUACAGUGAUGAACACUUCUCCAGCCAUGGCACCACUGUCUCCAGUCAUUUUUUCACCCUGCUCUCCAUCCCGGACCCCCCAUCGACCCCCCAGCCCUGCCUUAAUGACCUCGCCCAAACUCUGGCAGAAAGCUUCCAUAUCCCGCCUGGCUGAAGAGUUUUUCUGGAUUGGUGGAAUCAUCGUUGCAACGCCGAAAUGGAGAAUCGGUCAAUUUGUGGAGCGGUGUAUGUGCACCAUGCAGACUGGCACUCAGAUGAUUAAAUUAAGAGGGAAGUCAAAGACUCUGGUGCGAUUUUUCUAUCUGGACGAGCACCGGUCCUGCAUCCGAUGGAGACCAUCCAGGAAGCAUGACAAAGCCAAAAUCUCCAUAGAUUCCAUCCAUGAGGUAUGUGAGGGAAAGAAAACUGAGAUGUUUCAGCACUUCCACAGCAGUAAAUUCGAUUCAAACUGCUGCUUCAGCAUUUAUCAUGGAAACCAUGUGGAGUCCCUGGACCUGGUGACCACAAACGGGGAGGAGGCCAGGACUUGGAUUACUGGCCUUAAGUACCUCAUGGCCGGCAUCAGCGAUGAGGACUGUCUGGCACGGAGACAGCGAACCAGAGAUCAAUGGUUGAGACAGACAUUCUCAGAAGCAGAUAAAAAUGGAGAUGGAAACCUGAGUAUUGGAGAAGUUCUACAGCUCCUUCAUAAACUCAAUGUAAAUCUACCCAGGCAGAAAGUCAGAGAAAUGUUUGAGGAGGCUGACACAGAUGAUAAUCAAGGGUGUUUAGCAUUUGAGGAGUUUUGCAACUUCUAUAAGAUGAUCUCAACCCGGCUGGACCUUUACUUAAUAAUGCUGACCUACAGCCACCGUAAGGAGCACAUGGACAUAACUGACCUGAUACGCUUCCUGGAGAGUGAGCAGAAGAUGGUGAAUGUGUCUCGAGAAUACUGCCAGAUGAUUGUAAACCAGUUUGAGCCAUGUCCAGAAAACCGAGCACAGCUGGUCCUGGGAAUUGAUGGUUUCACCAACUUCAUGCGGAGUCCACCAGGGGACAUUUUCAACCCGGAGCAUUACCAGGUGAAUCAGGACAUGACCCAGCCACUCACAAACUACUUCAUUGCCUCCUCACACAACACCUACCUGACCGGAGACCAGCUGUUGUCCCAGUCUCGUGUCGACAUGUAUGCCUAUGUCCUGCAGGCCGGCUGUCGCUGUGUUGAAGUGGACUGCUGGGACGGUCCUGAUGGAGAGCCGAUCGUUCAUCAUGGCUACACUCUUACCUCAAAAAUCCUCUUCAGAGAUGUCGUUGAGACCAUCAACAAAUAUGCUUUUGCCAAAAGCCAAUACCCUGUAAUCAUCUCCAUAGAGAAUCACUGCUCAGUGCCUCAACAAAAGAAAAUGGCUCAGUAUCUCACUGAGGUGCUGCAGGACAAGCUGGAUUUGUCCAGUGUUAACAUUAAUGAAUCCCGCCGGCUUCCCUCACCUGAGGUCCUCAAAGGGAAAAUUCUCGUCAAGGGUAAGAAGCUGCCAGCUAAUAUAGAUGCAGAUGCUGAAGAGGGGGAUGUGUCUGAUGAAGACAGUGGAGAAGAUGAAGAGGAGGAGGAGGAGGAGGAAGAGACAAAUGAAGAGAACAGGGCUGAUGGAGCUGAGGCAGGUGAAGAAACGAAGAAACGCUCAAGGAGGUUUAUGGGCAGCUUCAGACGAAAGAAGAAAAAAAGGGUGAAAUCCAAAAAGCGGCCUGUUCUGAGUGACUCAGACACGGAUCAGGAAGUCCCCAGCUCUAAUCCCAACAAAGUUAUCAACUACGGGAAACGGAGGAAAACAAUGAGGCUGUCUCGCGCCCUCUCUGACCUGGUAAAAUAUACCAAAUCAGUACGGGUCCAUGAUAUUGAAACUCAGGCAUAUAUGUCCAGCUGGCAGGUGUCUUCACUGAAUGAAAGCAUCACCAACCAGAUCCUGCAGUUUAAACCAGCUCAGUUAGUGCGAUUCAACCAGCGGCAACUUCUUCGUGUUUAUCCUUCCAACUACCGCGUAGACUCAAGCAAUUUCAACCCCCAGCCAUUCUGGAAUGCAGGAUGUCAUUUGGUCGCACUGAAUUACCAAACAGAAGGCCGAAUGCUGCAACUGAACAGAGCCAAAUUUGCUGCCAAUGGAAACUGUGGAUAUGUACUGAAGCCUAAAUGCAUGUGGAAAGGUGCCUUUAACCCUAUGCUGACUGACCCAUUACCAGGACACAGAAAAACACAGUUAGUAUUGAAAAUAAUUAGUGGCCAGCAGCUACCUAAGCCAAAAGACUCCAUGUUAGGGGACAGAGGAGAGGUACGUUGAUAAUAAUUGAAGCAAAUGAUUUUUAGGGACUUUAAAAUACCUACUGACAUAUUUUUCCCUGCAGAUUAUAGACCCCUUUGUUGAAGUGGAGAUUAUUGGUCUUCCUGUUGAUUGCAAUAAGGAGCAGACGAGGGUAGUGGAUGA
Pygocentrus nattereri (red-bellied piranha) is the source of this 2713-nucleotide messenger RNA. RefSeq names its product phospholipase C, eta 2b (gene plch2b). The transcript has 16 exons. The coding region runs from base 266 to 2569 and encodes 767 amino acids. Gene Ontology annotation, molecular function: calcium ion binding; phosphatidylinositol-4,5-bisphosphate phospholipase C activity. Gene Ontology annotation, biological process: phosphatidylinositol-mediated signaling; lipid metabolic process. The record is from RefSeq and is a predicted model, not a curated record. NCBI's taxonomy places the organism in Eukaryota, Metazoa, Chordata, Actinopteri, Characiformes, Serrasalmidae.